AUGCAAACCAGAUCUGACCCUGAACAGGUUGAAGGUAGAGGCGACGACGCCGCCCACUGCAAAGAUGGCGACGAGCACACCGUCGCGGGCUGGCUCACCGUGGCCGGCUCGUUUCUCGUCUACUUCGUGUCCUAUGGCUACAUGAAUAGCUUUGGGUACUUCCAGGACUACUACCUCGGCCAUAGUCUGGCUGGGUACCCGAGCUCGGUCAUCGCGAUCAUCGGGUCGCUCCAGCUUGGUCUUAUGAACCUCAUCCAGCCUGUCGCCGGUGGUCUCGCCGAUUCGUACAGCCCGAGCAUCCUCUACGCUGUCGCGGCUGUCGGGGCGAUUGUCUCCAGCGUCGGCGUCUCAUUCGCCCAGCCAGGCCACAUUUGGCAGUUCAUCCUCACUCAGGGCGUCAUCUUUGGAUCAACCGCCGUGUUUGGUACAGCGGUCUCCUUGCCUCUCGCUAGUCAGCACUUUACGAGAAGACGCGCAUUAGCCAUUGGUAUUGUCGCUAGCGGGAGCAGCGCGGGAGGAGUCUGCCUACCCAUUAUGUUCUCUCAUCUUGUGCCACGUAUCGGCUUCGGCUGGGCUUUGCGAAUUGCUGCGCUGAUUGCUCUAGUAUGCUACGGGAUCGCUAUUCUCAUCUCGCGGCCCAAGCUGCCACGCAAGCCUGUGAAAUCCAUCUGGUCUAUUGUGGAUUUCAAUGGCUUCCGCGACCCCCGAUACUCUAUCCUGGCGCUUGCUAAUGUGGUCGGUAACUUUGGGCUUUACGUACCGUUCUACUACUUAGAGCCGUACAUCGCGGUUCACAAUCCGGGAGCCGCGGUGAGGAACUACCUUCUCCCGCUUAUCAACGGAUCAAGCUUCUUCGGCCGAGUGAUCGGUGGAUACGUAGCCGAUCAUACUGGUGGAUUGAAUCUCCUCUAUCCACUGACGGCAAUUUCGGGCAUACUCUGCCUUACCUUAUGGCUUCUAUCCACCAGCGUCAGCAUGAUUGUAGCUUUUGCCUGUUUAUACGGCUUCUGCUCGGGAAUAUUUAUCAGCGUCACACCGUCCGUGACCGUCAGACUCUCUCCAACUGAUAAAGUCGGUGCCCGGCUGGGCGCAUUCUCCAUCUGGAGCACAAUCGGAGUCUUCACCGGCACGCCCAUAGGUGGCGCUUUCGUCCGACGAGGCACGCCGGAAGAGUAUCAGCACCUGAUCAUCUUCACCGGCAUGUGCCUCACGGCCUCUGCUGUCCUGCAGUUUGCGACGCGCAUCCUCUGUGAUAGAGAUCUACGCAAGAAGUGGUAA
Colletotrichum abscissum is the source of this 1278-nucleotide messenger RNA. RefSeq lists its product as uncharacterized. The coding region runs from base 1 to 1278 and encodes 425 amino acids. Gene Ontology annotation, cellular component: membrane. The transcript has 5 exons. Gene Ontology annotation, molecular function: transmembrane transporter activity. Gene Ontology annotation, biological process: transmembrane transport. The record is from RefSeq and is a predicted model, not a curated record. NCBI's taxonomy places the organism in Eukaryota, Fungi, Ascomycota, Sordariomycetes, Glomerellales, Glomerellaceae.